CCGGCUUCUUUAAGCCCGCCCACCCAUGUGCCCGCCUGUGCGCCGCCGCAUGUAUAUAUAGCCGGCGGCGGCAUGGCGCGAAGGCAGCACACAACUCGCCGCCGCUUGCCAACCACUGUGGGAGCACACAGCACAGGGCUCAUAUAGCUAGACACUAUCUUGGUUUAGAAACUAGUACUUCAAGCUAGGUAGGUAGCGCUACGUGAUACUGACCAUGGCGUUAGUCCGGGAGCCGAUGGUGAUGUACGACGGCGGCUUCGACGCCGAGGCGUCCGCGUUCGACGCUCUUGACUACGGCGGCCACGACGCGCUGCUCGGAAGCGUGGACACGGCGGCGCUCUACGGGAGCUACGCCUACGCUCACGGCGAGCCAGCCGGCGCCGCCAGCGCCUACGUGCCGGACAGCGCGAGCUGGGCGGGCGCGGGGCCGUCCGUGCUCUCGUUCGGCCGCGCCGCGCGGGGCCACGCGGCCCAGGUGGUCGCGCAGGAGGAGGCUGACUGCGACGCGUGGAUGGACGCAAUGGACGAGGAUCAGCACGCAGGGCCGGCUUCGACCAUAGGGUUCGACCCCACCACGGGUUGCUUCAGCCUGAUGCAGAACUCCGGCGGCGCAGGGCGGCCGUUCGGGCUCCUGUUCCCGAGCACGUCCAACGGCUCGCCCGAUGCUGCGGCGCCGGCGCGCGGUUCCUCGAAGCGAUCGUACGCGGCGCGCGUGCAGGACGCGGAGCCGCGGGCCGCCAAGAAACCGUGCGGCGGGAGCAGGAAGACGAGCAAGGCGAAGCCGGCUGCGCCCACCAACAACUCUCCCAAGGGGGACCCUCAAAGCCUCGCCGCAAAGAACCGGCGGGAGAAGAUCAGCGAGCGGCUCCGGACACUGCAGGAGCUGGUUCCCAACGGCACCAAGGUCGACAUGGUCACCAUGCUCGAGAAGGCCGUCAGCUACGUCAAGUUCCUGCAGCUGCAAGUCAAGGUGCUGGCGACGGACGAGUUCUGGCCGGCGCAAGGGGGAACGGCGCCGGAGAUCUCCCAGGUGAAGGAGGCGCUGGACGCCAUCUUGUCGUCGCAGAGGGAGCAACUGGACUGAACUGAACUGCUCUAGCUAGAAAGGAGAAGCGUAUAGGGAUAUGGUAGAGAUUAAUCAACAACGAACCACCUCGUUCGAAGAUAAAUAAGGAGGCAUAUGCAGACGUACAUCCUCUUGUGGUUGGUGUAGUGAUGUAGAGGAGAGAGGUUUAACAUUUUGUUAAUCCUAGUAUUUCUGUUCAUGUGUUGUACUAGUACGUGAUGCUACCACUUUUCUUCAAAAUCAUACUCAUGUAAGUUGUUA
Molecule: messenger RNA, 1327 nt
Organism: Aegilops tauschii subsp. strangulata
Lineage: Eukaryota; Viridiplantae; Streptophyta; Magnoliopsida; Poales; Poaceae
Biological process (GO): regulation of DNA-templated transcription
Molecular function (GO): DNA-binding transcription factor activity; protein dimerization activity
Source: RefSeq, a predicted model, not a curated record